GGGGACCUGAUUGAGAUCAAGCGUCCAUUUUACCAGCACUGGGCCAUCUACGUGGGAGGUGGAUAUGUCAUCCAUGUGACACCUAUAGGUGAUAAUUCCCCCCCCACAUCAGCCAGUAGUGUUUCAUUAGUCAUUAGAAGGGCGAAGGUGAAGAAAGAGCUCUUGGAGGAUGCGGUUGGAAAACAUGACUGGGAUGUCAACAACAAGUAUGACGAGUACCGCGAGCCUUUCCCUGUGGAGGAGAUCAUCCGGCGUGCUGAGAGCCAGAUUGGCAAGGUUGUGCUGUAUCGUUUGUUCUUCAGGAACUGUGAGCACUUUGUGACGGAG
Ficedula albicollis (Collared flycatcher) is the source of this 327-nucleotide messenger RNA. RefSeq names its product HRAS-like suppressor 3. Gene Ontology annotation, cellular component: cytoplasm. The annotation marks the transcript as partial. The transcript is spliced from 3 exons. Gene Ontology annotation, molecular function: A2-type glycerophospholipase activity; glycerophospholipid phospholipase A1 activity. The record is from RefSeq and is a predicted model, not a curated record. Lineage: Eukaryota; Metazoa; Chordata; Aves; Passeriformes; Muscicapidae. Gene Ontology annotation, biological process: N-acylphosphatidylethanolamine metabolic process.